UGCUUGGUUUAAGUUGGUAAGAGUUUUCGCGACAGUCAAUUGUUUCAAAAAAACGCGUCGGUUUUCGAGAGUUGUUUUCUUUUUGGUCAAAGUUUUUCAAAAUUUUAUAAAUGUUUCUAAAAAAAUUUCUAGAAAAUAUGGGGAUUUGUUUAAAUUUGAGUGAGUUUUCGAAAACGCGUCGGUUUUCGGGAGUUGUCUUUGUGUCUAAACUUUUAAAAAACUUUAUAAAAAGUGCAGUGAAUAAUGUAACGCGAUUAAUUUUUUGUGAAAGUUUUAAAAAAUACGCGGAUUUUUAUCAAAAGUGUGUUCUAAUUAAGUUGGUGUGACUUUUUUUGUGAAAAAUACUGUUUUUUUCUCUUGUGAGUGACUUUUAAAUAUUUGAUUCAUCCAAUUUCGUCUAAAAACAAAGUUUGGGGUGUAGAGCUUUGGUUAUUUUGAAGAUUAUGGCGUUAAAUAAGGUGGAGAUGUUUUAAACCGCCGUGACUUGAGAUUUCAAUCACAAUUAAUGGGUUUUGUUGGGCGCAACUGAGCGACGACUUUUACCCGUUGCACAAUGAACGAAAGCAGCAACUUAACCGUCGACGAAGGCGUCGGCGACCCCGGCCUCAGCAUGACCAUCAUCUUCCAGACCAUUCUCUUCGCUGCCGUUUGCCUCGUCGGCCUGGUGGGCAACACCCUCGUCAUCUACGUGGUGAUCCGCUUCUCCAAGAUGCAAACCGUCACCAACAUGUACAUCGUCAACCUGGCCAUCGCCGACGAGUGCUUCCUCAUCGGCAUACCCUUCCUCCUCGUCACCAUGAUCAACAAGCAGUGGAUUUUUGGCAACGCCGCCUGCAAGGCGUACAUGAUCUCCACCAGCAUCAACCAGUUCACCAGCUCGAUCUUCCUCUGCAUUAUGAGCGCUGACAGAUACAUUGCCGUCUGCCACCCCAUUUCCUCCCCCAAGUGGCGAACGCCCUUGAUCUCCAGGAUCGUCUCCCUCCUGGCGUGGACCUGCAGCAUCAUGCUGAUGACGCCCAUCUUCGAGCACGCCACGGAAACCGAAAGUCCUUCAGGUCGAAAGUCGUGCAUUAUCGACUGGCAUAAUAAUGACAACUUUUCGGAGAAUUCGACAGCGGCGACUGGGGCCACCGUUUUUACGACUUAUACUUUUGUCUUUAGUUUCGCGAUUCCUCUACUUUUGAUUCUUGUUUUCUAUUGUUUGGUUAUCGAGAAAUUGAAGACAGUUGGACCGAAAAAUAAGUCAAAGGAGAAGAAAAGAUCGCAUAGGAAAGUCACUAAUUUGGUUUUGACGGUGGUUACAGUCUAUGUCUUCUGUUGGCUGCCCUAUUGGAUCACGCAGAUUGCUAUGCUUUGCAAUACUUCACUCUCCACCACCCAUUCUCCGUUCGUGGUGACUUUGCACUUGAUGGCCUCGUGCCUCAGCUACUCCAACUCAGCGAUGAAUCCCAUCCUUUACGCUUUCCUCAGCGACAAUUUCAAGAAAAGCUUCCUGAAGGCGUGCACUUGCGCCGCCGGUAAGGACGUCAACGCCACUCUCCAUCUGGAGAAUAGCGUUUUUCCCCGGAAAAACAAGCACGGUUCCGAGCGGAUGCGACCAACUCGCGGUACUUCGAUUUGUCCGAACAACGAAGACGAGUGUGACAUGGGACCAUUGGUUAGCAGAGGCGAUCAGUCGACUUCUGCCAUCACGAUGACUUCAAGGACGAACAUUACCUCGUUGGGCGACAGUCGAGAGACCAUAUCGAAGAGUAAUGCCGUUAAAAAUGGCAACAUUGUGACCAUUCAUCCGACUUGUUUGUAAAAAUUUCGUUUUUUGAUAUCAUAUCUGUGACAUUAGUGAUUUAGCAGGGUAUUUGUUUGUGUCAAUUUAAUAACUAGGAUCAGUGUCUUUGUGUUUGGAUGGAUAGGUUCGGUUGUGGUCCAGACGGCUGCGAUUUUUUUACGAUAAUUUUCCCACUGUUUUUUUAAGUGUCCUAUUCUCAACUAAAUUUAUUCGGGGAAAAUUAGUGGAAAAAAUUCGCCACCUGUUGGACUAUUAGUUAAGUUGUUAAAAUUUUGUAAAUAUUUAUUCUUCUAUAAAUGAGACAUAAUGUAAUUCACAAGAUUUUAGUACUUGAGCCCAUAAAAUCUUGUUUGCUAUUACAUUUUAUACUUUUAUAUCAUAGUUUUAUAAAAAUCAAAAGGUGAAAGCCACAACCGAUUCAUUUGUAGUGGCUUUCGCCCAAAAAUUCAAUGGCUGUUUUUUCAUGUUACAUGUACAUAGCGUUUUAGUUAAGACCUGUGAUAUUAACAUAAUUGAAAAAUAUGUAUAUAAUCACACAAUUAUCGAUUUUGUGUAAUUCCCCUACCGCACCAAUACUAUUUACAAAAACUAACUCUGUACCGACAACUUGCCAAAUAGCUGUACUACUUAGUGUGAAUGUAUACAAUAUAUUUCUCGUAUAAUAAACACAUACCUCAAAAGA
Molecule: messenger RNA, 2468 nt
Organism: Tribolium castaneum (red flour beetle)
Lineage: Eukaryota; Metazoa; Arthropoda; Insecta; Coleoptera; Tenebrionidae
Gene: AstC-R2
Product: Allatostatin C receptor 2
Exons: 5
Coding region: 554-1804 (416 amino acids)
Biological process (GO): G protein-coupled receptor signaling pathway
Cellular component (GO): neuron projection; plasma membrane
Molecular function (GO): peptide binding; G protein-coupled opioid receptor activity
Source: RefSeq, a predicted model, not a curated record